Molecule: messenger RNA, 3724 nt
Organism: Myodes glareolus (Bank vole)
Lineage: Eukaryota; Metazoa; Chordata; Mammalia; Rodentia; Cricetidae
Source: RefSeq, a predicted model, not a curated record
GCAACCAACAUGGAAGUGUUCAGGAUCCUCACAACUGAUCAGAUGUACAAACCCCUUCUUUUCCAAGUAAAGGCUCUUGAGGAUACUCAGCAAAGACUAACUUUGUAGAAGAGAUUCAGACAAUUCAUACUGCCUAGGAGAUGCCGAGAUCAUUCCAGUUACCUAAAAGAAACUCUGAACUGUGGAACUCCCUGCAAGUAUGCAAAAGUUUGAGGAUUCCAGAUUUUAUGAGUGGUCACCACUGCUGAUAUGGGUUUUUCAUGAUGCAUCUCUAUUUGAGUCAAUCUUGCUCUUGACAAUCGUCCAUUCUCGUGGGCCUGAGUUCGGGAAAGCGUGCGCCUGGUUUGGGUGUGGAUGUCCACUGAAAAGUGCGGGGUCUUACAGAUGGCGUCCUCAGGUCGGCUUUGAAGAAAAAUUGAAGAAUCGCGUCCUGCCGUCAGUGGAUUCACCACGAGAACCCCAAUAGAGGUGAGGGUCCCCCCAUGAUCCGGAAUCUGGCCAGUUUUGUAAUGUGCAAUUGUGCACGUGUGAUAAGGGGGUGAAUAGUUUGAAUAGUUUGAUUUUUAGGAAAAUGGGUGCUGAAAUGUCCACUCCGGAGUUAGAAGGGCAGUUAGCAGAUCAGCUACUGCAGCUCGUGGAAAAGCUAGGCACCAGGAUCAAAGGUGACACAGCACAAGGGACCAUCAAGGUAAUUUCAGAGCUCAGUCCUUGGUUCUCUCUGACUGGGAACCUUAAUAUCGAGGACUGGGAACAAGUUAGGGCUGAUCUACGUGUUGCACAGAGAGAACGGGGAACUAAAGCCGUCCCCCUAGCGAUCUAUUCGCUAUGGCGUCUUAUCAGAGAUGCCCUCCAUAGUGAAGAUGUUUUAGUGAAGGAACAGUUAGAGGUUUUGAACAAAACCCUUGAGAAAAUUCAGAAAGUAGAAUCUGUGAGCUCUAUCAGGAGUUUUGAGGAUCAAGAAGUCAAAAGCAUUGAUAAUUUAGAUGAAGAAGAGGAAAUAUUAGAAGGCGAAAUCACACUUCUAACCAAACAGCUAGAGAAGGAGGAAGGUGGGGCCACUAGCAGAGAUGCCCCCAUUAGGUCUCCUCCGCAAAGAGCAUUUUCUGCUGCCCCAAACCAUUGUGUUACAGCUUUCGCCCCUGUUAAUCUGGAGGCGGGAGCUCGAGAGUUUUCAAACAGGCCUGAUAAUCUCGGUAGAGAUAGGUCGGUCUAUCCUACUGAAGGAACUCUUGGCCAGCAAGUACUUAGUAUCAGACAGCCUGACUCUCUGACCUUUAAGAUGGUCAAACAAUUAAAGGAGGCGGUCGUUGCUUACGGUGCUCGCGCUUCCUUCACUGUGACAUUGCUGGAGUCCUUCCUUAAGUUCAACCUUACGCCCAGCGAUUGGAUACAACUUUGCAAGGCCUGUCUCUCUGGGGGUGAAUUUUUACUGUGGAGAGGUGAUUUGCGAAGGAUUUGCAAGGAAUCCUCAGGGCUUAAUGCCGCCGCCAGUUUCUCCCAGCAUGACCUUGAUGUGUUACUUACAGGGGGUCAAUAUUCUGAUCUCACAGUGCAAACCACUUACGAUCCCGCAGUUUGCACUCUAGUGGCUGCCGCGGCGAUAAAGGCCUGGGCAUCUCUACCAGUUGAAGGAACAGGAGAACUACUCUCAAAAAUUGUACAGGGACCUACAGAGUCUUAUUCUGCAUUUAUAAACCGCCUCUUAGAGGUGGGCAGCCGUACUCUUGGGGAUAUUAAUUCUUACUUGCCAGCAGUAAAGCUAUUAGCCUAUGAAAAUGCUAACAGGUCUUGCCAGGAAGUUUUGCGCCUGCAUAGAAACAAGGACCUGGAUGAUUUUAUUCAUCUGUGCAAAGGCGUAGUUCCUUCUACUGUGGUGGGACAGGUGGUCACUUCUGCCCCUAGGGAGGUUGCAGCCAAAACUGGUUCAAAAAAUUGCUUUCAGUGUGGGACAUUUGAGGGCACAUAGCGAUCUUCCUGGCCCCCUGAGUGAAGGCAAUGCCUUGGCUGAUGAACUCACUCGCCAGGUUUAUACAGUUAGUCAAGAAUCUUAUGAAGCUGCUAAGAAAGCUCAUAAUCGCUUUCAUCUCAAUGCUGGGUCUUUGAGAUUUCAUUAUAAAAUAUCUCGGGAGCAAGCCACUGAUAUUGUUAAGAAGUGCCCUUUAUGUGUAGAACUUUUAACUGUUCCUCAUUUGGGAAUUAACCUGCGUGGGCUGGCUCCCAACCAUUUAUGGCAGAUGGAUGUUACCCACGUUCCUUCUUUUGGAUGUUUGCAGUAUGUUCACGUAACUGUGGACACAUAUUCACAUCUUAUCUUCGCCUCAGCUCAUACAGGAGAAAAAUUACGGGAUGUUAAAAGCCACUGCCUGCAGACUUUUGCCUACAUGGGGGUCCCUAAAUCUCUCUAAAUGGACAAUGGACCAGCCUAUACCAGUGCUGGUUUUGCUAAGUUCUGCCAGGAAUUUCAUAUUUCUCACAAAACUGGUAUACCCCAUAACCCCCAGGGGCAGGCAGUCAUAGAGAGGACCCACCGCACUCUUAAGGCUUAUCUGCACAAAACUAAAAGGGGGGAUUACAGUUCUACCCCCAGAGAGCAUCUAUCGUUCAUUUUAUACAUUUUAAACUUUCUGACUGUGGAUGCUGGCUCCCGUAUGGUGGCCGAGAAUCAUUGGCAGCCUAGCUCCCCCGGGAAACCCUUAGUGAAGUGGAAAAAUCUGGCAAACAGCACUUGGUGUGGUCCGGACCAGGUCUUAAUUUGGGGCAGAGGAGCGGUUUGUGUGUUUCCACAGGAUACAGAGCUUCCGAUCUGGGUCCCUGAACGUCUGGUGCGGACCGUGGAUUCCUCUGUUCAGAAACCUGAGGACGAGGCGAGAUCAAGAGAUCCCACGGACACGGCGGCGGAGGUGGCGGCGGAGUUGGCAGAUUCCUGAGAGAUGAUCCAGCGCCUGAUUUUACCCCUUUCCCAGCUUUCUGUCACUCUGCCUGAUCUGUCCCUUUCAGCCAAGGCUGUUUGACCCCCUGAGGGGAAAACAGCUACUUCCCCUGCCCUGAUAGCAGCGUUGGGUGCUCAAGGCUAAAACCUUGCCAGAUACACAGAAUUACCAUACUAUUCAAAGUAUCUAAAUUCACAAUCGGACGUUGUAGUCAAUCUUUACAACUGGGUGUGGAUUUUGACCUCUGCUGGUCGCAGGUUAAGAUUUUGCUGCUUUUUCUCGGACCCCGGAAUACAAAAUUACUAAUUGACUCUAAUUUAGCUUGACAAGUCAUACCAGGGGUCCCAUUUGCCAGUGCUGUAGCCCUACUCAAGGGCUCUAUUCUGAGCCAACGUUUCAGAUAUUGUGCAAGCACUGUCUCUUCCAGGAAUGCUUAUGUAUACGUACGCUGGAGUGUCUUCACCUGGUCAGUGGCUUCAGGUCCGCCACGGCCUGGCCCUAGUAGGCGUUCGCCUUGGAGUAUCUUUCAGCAUAAAACUGGCUGAAUGUGUUGGAGGAUGGCAUUAACCAGAGACGGGUCUAGAUCACUGGGCAGGUUUUCCAAUCUAAGACAGGGAGCGUCUGGACCUGAGGCAUCAUCCUGAAGACGGAUCCGGAUCUGUCCUGGCUAAUUCCCGGUGAUGCCUAAGACAGGUUUUGUCAUCAUAUUUUAUAUAUAUUUAAAGGGAGACUUGUAGCUACCAAGGUCCUUUCUCCCUCUCCUGAUGAUUCGCAGGGCCAUGUGACCUCCGGCU